ACUACAUUUCCCAGCGGCCCCCGCGAGCGGCGCAUGCGCAGUAGCCCAUCCCGGCGGCGAGCGGAAGGUGAUGGCGGAGGCUUCUGCGCCAGUGAAGAGACGCUGCUGAGGGGGCGCGAGGGUCCGAGGUUCAGGCCGCGGAGGAGCCAGUGGCAGCCAUGGCAGGCAGCAGCGGGGACAGCGUCACACGGCGUAGUGUGGCCUCACAGUUUUUCACCCAAGAGGAGGGCACAGGCGUCGAUGGCAUGAGCACCUCCGAGCGAGUGGUGGAUCUCCUGAACCAGGCAGCGCUGAUCACCAAUGAUAGUAAGAUCACAACGCUCAAGCAGGUCCAGGAAUUGAUCAUCAACAAAGACCCCACCUUGUUGGACAACUUCCUGGAUGAAAUCAUCGCAUUCCAAGCCGACAAGUCCAUCGAAGUGCGCAAGUUUGUCAUCGGCUUCAUUGAAGAGGCCUGUAAGCGGGACAUCGAGCUGCUGCUAAAGCUGAUCGCGAACCUGAACAUGCUGCUGCGGGACGAGAACGUGAACGUGGUGAAGAAGGCCAUCCUGACCAUGACGCAGCUUUACCGGGUGGCGCUGCAGUGGAUGGUGAAGUCGCGUGUCAUUAGCGAGCUCCAGGAGGCCUGCUGGGACAUGGUGUCAUCCAUGGCAGGGGACAUCAUCCUGCUGCUGGACUCGGACAAUGACGGCAUCCGCACACACGCCAUCAAGUUUGUGGAGGGCCUUAUCGUCACCCUGUCGCCACGCAUGGCCGACUCCGAGGUGCCCCGGCGCCAGGAGCACGACAUCAGCCUGGACCGCAUCCCCCGUGACCACCCCUACAUCCAGUACAAUGUGCUAUGGGAAGAAGGCAAGGCCGCCCUGGAGCAGCUGCUCAAGUUCAUGGUGCACCCAGCCAUUUCCUCCAUCAACCUGACCACCGCGCUGGGCUCCCUGGCCAGCAUCGCCCGCCAGAGGCCCAUGUUCAUGUCAGAGGUCAUCCAGGCCUACGAAACCCUGCACGCUAACCUGCCCCCUACGCUGGGCAAGUCGCAGGUGAGCAGCGUUCGAAAGAACCUCAAGCUGCACCUGCUGAGUGUCCUAAAGCACCCGGCCUCCUUGGAGUUCCAGGCCCAGAUCACCACCCUGCUGGUGGACCUGGGCACCCCGCAGGCCGAGAUCGCCCGCAACAUGCCCACUGGCAAGGAUGCCCGCAAGCGUCCCCGGGACGACUCGGAUCCUACACUCAAGAAGAUGAAGUUAGAGCCCAACCUGGGAGAGGAUGAUGAGGACAAAGACCUGGAGCCAGGCCCGUCGGGGACCUCAAAGGCCUCAGCCCAGCUCUCAGGCCAGUCAGACACGGACAUCACUGCUGAGUUCCUGCAGCCUCUGCUCACGCCCGAUAACGUGGCUAACCUGGUGCUCAUCAGCAUGGUGUACCUGCCUGAGACCAUGCCUGCAUCCUUCCAAGCCAUCUACACCCCCGUGGAGUCGGCGGGCACUGAGGCCCAGAUCAAACAUUUGGCCCGGCUCAUGGCUACCCAGAUGACGGCCGCCGGCCUGGGCCCAGGUGUGGAGCAGACCAAACAGUGCAAAGAGGAGCCCAAGGAGGAGAAGGUGACAAAGCCCGAGAGCGUGCUCAUCAAACGGCGCCUGUCGGCUCAGGGCCAGGCCAUCUCGGUGGUGGGCUCGCUGAGCGCCAUGACCGCCCUGGAGGAGGAGGCCCCCCAAAUCAAGAGGAGGCCGGAGCCCAUAAUCCCAGUCACGCAGCCCCGACUGGCAGGUGCUGGUGGGCGCAAGAAAAUCUUCCGUUUGAGCGACGUGCUGAAGCCGCUGACAGACGCGCAGGUCGAGGCCAUGAAACUGGGGGCUGUGAAGCGCAUCCUGAGGGCUGAGAAGGCCGUGGCUUGCAGUGGGGCAGCCCAGGUGCGCAUAAAGAUCCUGGCCAGCCUGGUGACGCAGUUCGAUGCCAGUCUGAAGGCGGAGGUCCUGUCCUUUAUCCUGGAGGAUGUGCGUGCCCGGCUGGACCUGGCCUUCGCCUGGCUCUACCAGGAGUACAAUGCUUACCUGGCCGCGGGCACCGCGGGCUCCCUGGACAAGUACGAGGACUGCCUCAUUCGCUUGCUCUCUGGGCUACAGGAGAAGCCCGAUCAGAAGGACGGAGUCUUCACCAAGGUGGUGCUGGAGGCGCCAUUGAUCACUGAGAGCGCCCUGGAGGUGAUCCGCAAGUAUUGCGAGGAUGAGAGCCGCACCUACCUGGGCAUGUCCACUCUCCGAGACCUGAUCUUCAAGCGCCCAUCCCGCCAGUUCCAGUACCUGCACGUCCUGCUGGACCUCAGCUCCCACGAGAAAGACAAGGUGCGCUCCCAGGCGCUGCUCUUCAUUAAGCGCAUGUACGAGAAGGAGCAGCUGCGAGAGUACGUAGAGAAGUUCGCGCUCAACUACCUGCAGCUGCUGGUGCACCCCAACCCACCCUCAGUGCUCUUUGGUGCCGACAAGGACACAGAGGUGGCGGCACCCUGGACGGAGGAGACGGUGAAGCAGUGUCUCUACCUCUACCUGGCACUCUUGCCCCAGAACCACAAGCUGAUUCACGAGCUGGCGGCCGUCUACACUGAGGCCAUCGCCGACAUCAAGCGCACGGUGCUGCGGGUCAUUGAGCAGCCAAUCCGGGGCAUGGGCAUGAAUUCGCCGGAGCUGCUGCUGCUGGUGGAAAACUGCCCCAAGGGCGCCGAGACGCUGGUUACGCGUUGCCUGCACAGCCUCACGGACAAAGUGCCACCCUCCCCAGAGCUGGUGAAGCGGGUGCGUGACCUGUACCACAAGCGGCUGCCUGACGUUCGCUUCCUUAUCCCCGUACUCAAUGGGCUGGAGAAGAAAGAGGUGAUCCAGGCCCUACCAAAACUCAUCAAGCUCAACCCCAUCGUGGUGAAGGAGGUUUUCAACCGGCUGCUUGGCACCCAGCACGGUGAAGGGAACUCGGCCUUGUCCCCGCUGAACCCCGGGGAGCUGCUGAUCGCCUUACACAACAUCGACUCGGCCAAGUGCGACAUGAAGUCCAUUAUCAAAGCCACCAACCUGUGCUUCGCCGAGCGCAACGUGUACACGUCGGAGGUGCUGGCCGUAGUGAUGCAGCAGCUGAUGGAGCAGAGCCCACUCCCCAUGCUGCUCAUGCGCACUGUCAUCCAGUCCCUCACCAUGUACCCGCGCCUGGGCGGCUUCGUCAUGAACAUCCUGGCGCGCCUCAUCAUGAAGCAGGUGUGGAAGUACCCCAAGGUCUGGGAGGGCUUCAUCAAGUGCUGCCAGCGCACCAAGCCGCAGAGCUUCCAGGUCAUCCUGCAGCUGCCGCCACAGCAGCUGGCUGCCGUCUUCGAUAAGUGCCCGGAGCUGCGCGAGCCGCUGCUGGCCCACGUCCGCUCCUUCACCCCGCACCAGCAAGCCCACAUCCCCAACUCCAUCAUGGCCAUCCUGGAGGCCAGCGGCAAGCAGGAGCCCGAGGCCAAGGAGGCACCCGUGGGGCCCCUGGAAGAGGACGACCUGGAGCCCCCGGCCCCGCCGCCCCGACCCCCGCAGGACCUCAUGGGCCUGCGGCUGGCCCAGGAGAAGGCCUUGAAGCGGCAGCUGGAGGAGGAGCAGAAGCUGAAGCCCGGGAGCAGCGCGGGAGCGGGAGCGGGGCCUUCCGCCGCCUCCACCUCCACCUCCACCCCCGCAGCCCGGCCGGGCCCGCCGCAGCCGCCCGAGGAAGCCUUGGAUUUCCGUGAGGAGGGCCCCGAGUGCGAGACCCCGGGCAUCUUCAUCAGCGUGGACGACGACUCGGGGCUCACCGAGGCCGCCCUGCUGGACUCGAGUCUCGAGGGGCCGCUCCCCAAGGAGGCAGCAGCGAGCAGCCUGGCCUCCAAGGAGGAGCGGAGCCCCCAGACGCUCACGCCCGCGGCGGAGGACCCCGCCAAGACCCCCAGCCCCGCUGCCACCACUGCUGCUGCGGAGGAGGCGGCCUCGGCCGCGGGGGACCCGGAGGCCAAAGCCAGCAGUUGACAGGCGGGCGGGGGCGGGGCGGGUGGGUGGGCGGGGCUUCGGCUGAAGUUAUUAAAA
Suncus etruscus (white-toothed pygmy shrew) is the source of this 4073-nucleotide messenger RNA. RefSeq names its product symplekin scaffold protein (gene SYMPK). Bases 159 to 4016 code for a protein of 1285 amino acids. NCBI's taxonomy places the organism in Eukaryota, Metazoa, Chordata, Mammalia, Eulipotyphla, Soricidae. The transcript has 27 exons. Gene Ontology annotation, cellular component: mRNA cleavage and polyadenylation specificity factor complex. The record is from RefSeq and is a predicted model, not a curated record.